AUGAGGAUGAAGAGGUUCUCGUCUCUGGAGCUACUCCUCAGUCUCCUCGUCACUCUGCUGCUGAUCUGCUGUGCCGCGCUGAUCGUCUUCACCCUGAUCAGUUCCACCAACGAUGCAGAUACAGAGGUUUUUUCUGGAACGAUGAAAAUUUCUGGAACCAACUUCUCAGAAGACCUGAGGAACUCCUCCUCCACACACUUCAAGAGUCUGUCCUUCGACGUCCAGGAGCUGGUGGGCGGAGCCUACGCUGCCACUGACCUGAGGCAGCAGUACAAGACCUGCAGGGUCCUGGACUACAGGAAGGGCAGUGUCGUGGUGACCUUUGACCUGCACUUCAUACAUCCUAUCAGCACAGAGGAGGCGGAGCUAAAGUUGAGGGCGGGGCUUCAGCUCUACCCAGGCUCUGGAUUGGCUGUUGACCUGAGCAGCGUCAAUGUAACAGAAAAAGUUGACACCUUGCCGUCUUUUAUCCCUCCCACCUCUGUGACCCCUGUGACCUCUGUGACCCCGAGUUCAUCCACAGCGUCCUGUCCGGACGGUCACAUGACCUGCUCUGAUGGGUUGGGCUGCGUUCUCAUUGGUCAAUUUUGUGAUGGACACAAAGACUGUGAAGACGGAUCAGAUGAGGACCAGAGGACCUGCGCAACAUCGUGCGACGGUCACUUCCUGUUGACCGGCCCAAACGGCUCCUUCACUUCCUCUGUGGGCGGGAACUCCAGCGGCUCCACUUCCUGUCGCUGGAUCAUCAGGGCGGGACCAGGCCUGUCAGUCAGAGUGGACUUUCAGUUCUUCUUCCUGGAGGAGGGGCGGGACUUCCUGCGGCUCUAUGAGGGCGUUGGGGUAGGCCGGAAGCUGAUUGCUGAUCUCACAGGCUCCGCCCCACCAGGAAGUGUGUGGAUAUUGAGUGACCAAUCACAGGCCGAGUUUGUAUCAGGUGAUCUGAGUGAAGGGCGGGGCUUUAGAGCAACGUUUAAAACUGUGGAUUUGACGGACAUGAGCGAUGAGCAGAAGGUGAAUUGUUCGUUCGAAAAUGGCUUUUGUUUCUGGAGACGAGAUCCAGACCAGGACCAGGACUGGAUCCGGAUCAGAGGAGAGCGCUUCCCCCCUGGGACCGGACCUAGCGUGGACCAGACUACAGGAACUAGCUCAGGGUUUUAUGUGUCCACUCCUUUCAGUCCCGGGUCCUGGUUGAAGACUUUCAGGAUGUUAAGUCUGCCUUUGAGUCUGCGCUCCAGUGCCCCCUGUCUGUCCUUCUGGUUCCACAUGUUUGGAGCCGAUGUCUUUGUCCUCAGAGUUUUACUGCAGCAUCCAAACGCCUCAGACCUGGUCCUGUUCCAGAGACAAGGGGACUUUGGGGACACAUGGUACAGGGGACAGGUCCAACUGAACAAUAACCAAACUCAGGGACAGCUCGUCUUUGAGGCGUUGAAGAAGAGCGGGAUGUUGAAUGACAUCGCCAUUGAUGACAUCACACUGACAUCACUGCCCUGUGGUCCCGCCCCUCCAGACCCCACAAAUGUCCCGCCCCCGACCACAGCCCCUCCCAUCCCAGCUGACUGUGGGGGGCCCUUUGAUUUCCAUGACAACGGGACCUUCAGCUCUCCAAACUACCCCCAUUACUACGGCAACAAGGCCAACUGUCUUUGGAGGCUUCACACUGACGAAGGGAAUAAUCUGCAACUUCAUUUUCUGGACUUUGAUCUGGAGGCAACGUUUGACACUUUGGAGAUCAGAGAUGGAGCGGAACCAGAUUCUCUUCUGCUGGGUGUGUUUACAGGUAGCAGAGGUCCAGCCCAUGAUCUCUUCUCCUCGUCCAAUCAGAUGUCUCUGUGGCUGCUGAGUGACAGUUCAAACUCUGGACGAGGAUUCAGGCUUAACUUCACCUCCGGGGUCAGGCUGGGCUCAAAAGAUCCUUGUCUCGAGGACCAGUUCCAGUGUGUCUCCGGUCUCUGUGUUCCUUCAGAGUCUCAGUGUGAUGGACAGAUGGACUGUCCUGAUGGGAGUGAUGAGUCUCACUGCGUGUUCUUGGACUCGGACCGUCUCCAGUUUCAGAUUUCUUCCUCAAAGUUCUCAGUUUGCUUCACAAACUGGAGCCAGAGUCUGACGGACUUCAGCUGCAGAUACCUGGGAUACAGAUCUGGACAAACUUCAUCAAUUGAUUCACGACCUGAAGAUUCUCCAUUUGUCUCAGUGUCAUUAUCCAACACGACCAUCCAGACGACAGCAGUUGAGCGUUGUGAGAGUCUUGUGAAUGUAUCCUGCAGCAACAAACCGUGCGGCGUCCAAAAUCUGAACCAAUCAUCUGACAGAGGAGAGGCAGACAGCCAAUCAGAGAGGGGUAAGAUUGUGGGCGGAGUUGAUGCAGCAAAGGGGGCGUGGCCUUGGAUUGUGUCUCUUCACUGGUCGAAUCGUCACGUGUGUGGAGCUUCUCUGAUUGGACGAGACUGGCUGCUAACGGCCGCCCACUGCGUCUAUGGUAAAAAUGUGCACUUGGAACGUUGGCAAGCUCUCAUGGGACUCACCGUCCAAUCACAGACCUCCGUCCCCGAGGUCCAGUCCCGACCAAUAAGGCUCAUAGUCAUUCACCCACUGUACAACCGGCGAACCAAACAAGCCGACGUCGCUCUGAUGCAACUGCAAGAGCCAAUCAGCUUCAGCGAUCAUGUUCAGCCUGUGUGUCUCCCUGGAUCCGAUGAAGACCCGCCCACAGGAGCAGUCUGCUCUAUCAUUGGCUGGGGGCGACUGGAGAGUGGAGGCUCUCUCCCUGAUGUCCUGCAGCAGGCGGUGGUACCUGUUGUCUCUCUCUCUGAUGUGUCUCUUUCUCUCCCUGAUGUCCUGCAGCAGGCGGUGGUACCUGUUGUCUCUCUCUCUGAUGUGUCUCUUUCUCUCCCUGAUGUCCUGCAGCAGGCGGUGGUACCUGUUGUCUCUCUCUCUGAUGUGUCUCUUUCUCUUCCUGAUGACCCAGGCUCUCUCCCUGAUGUCCUGCAGCAGGCGGUGGUACCUGUUGUCUCUCUCUCUGAUGUGUCUCUUUCUCUCCCUGAUGACCCAGGCUCUCUCCCUGAUGUCCUGCAGCAGGCGGUGGUACCCGUUGUCUCUCGUCCUCUCUGUCAGGAGUUUCUUCCGCAGUACACUAUCAGUGAUCUCAUGGUGUGUGCAGGACAAGAGGAGGGCGGGGUCGACACAUGCCAGGGGGACUCUGGAGGGCCCCUGAUGCUUCUGCAGAACGGUCACUGGACUCAGAUUGGGGUGACGUCAUUUGGUGCUGGAUGUGGUGAUCCACGGAGUCCUGGAGUUUACGCUCGAAAUGGAAGAGCCCCUAACCCCAACUGGUCUGAGGACUACAACUCCCACUGGUCUGAGGACUCCAUCUCCCACUGGUCUGAGGACUACAACUCCCACUGGUCUGAAGACUACAGCUCCCACUGGUCUGAGGACUACAACUCCCACUGGUCUGAGGACUACAACUCCCACUGGUCUGAGGACUACAACUCCCACUGGUCUGAAGACUCCAUCUCCCACUGGUCUGAAGACUCCAUCUCCCACUGGUCUGAGGACUACAACUCCCACUGGUCUGAGGACUACAACUCCCACUGGUCUGAAGACUCCAUCUCCCACUGGUCUGAAGACUCCAUCUCACACUGGUCUGAAGACUACAACUCCCACUGGUCUGAGGACUACAACUCCCACUGGUCUGAGGACUACAACUCCCACUGGUCUGAGGACUACAUCUCCCACUGGUCUGAGGACUACAACUCCCACUGGUCUGAAGCAGUGGCGGAGCCAGACUUUUAA
This is a messenger RNA of Knipowitschia caucasica, 3792 nucleotides long. The record is from the annotation of a GenBank genome assembly. NCBI's taxonomy places the organism in Eukaryota, Metazoa, Chordata, Actinopteri, Gobiiformes, Gobiidae.